ACCUAGAAUUCACAAAACUCAUAUGGCAAUUUGUCUUGAUUGCUGGCAAUUGAUUCAAGUCAAUGAUGUGAAACCAAAGAAAGUAUAUGCUUCUGCUCUCUAUAGAUAUGUUGAAAAGAUUGAACCGGCAGAUUUGAUGAAGUAUCAUUGGGAUAAUGAAUGUGAUAAACCAAAGACUGAUUUCGGAAAAGCAAGGAUUAUACAAAGAGCUUGGAGACGAUUCCAAGAAAAAGAGCCAUCAAAUGCACGACUUGCAUGA
Paraglomus brasilianum is the source of this 259-nucleotide messenger RNA. NCBI's taxonomy places the organism in Eukaryota, Fungi, Glomeromycota, Glomeromycetes, Paraglomerales, Paraglomeraceae. The record is from the annotation of a GenBank genome assembly.